Molecule: messenger RNA, 2985 nt
Organism: Linum tenue
Lineage: Eukaryota; Viridiplantae; Streptophyta; Magnoliopsida; Malpighiales; Linaceae
Source: the annotation of a GenBank genome assembly
AUUUGUUUAGAACUUUAGAUUCCCAGGAAUUAAUUAAAAAGAAGAAGAAAAAACUGAAGUUAUUACUCAAUUAAUGGCCUGAAUUAUCAGAUUCCUUUCAGGAAUCAGUAGCCAAAAGCUCUGAUUUGUCAGUCUCCCGACGAAGAAAAGAAAAGAUAAACUGCUUUUUCCACUUGAAAAGAUGAUUACUUUCUUGCGGGAAUAGAUAUAUAAUAGUGUUUUUUUUUCCUUCUCAUUUAUAUGUCAAAGUUAAUCAUUUUCCAUAUAAUUCAACCCUUUUUUUUCUCUGUGAUUUGAUCGUUUUCUCUCUCGGCCAAGUGCCAGCAGCCAGUCGGGCUCUCUUCUCUUUGCCUUGGCGAUCUGAUCUGAAAGAAAGAAGAGAAGAACAAAAGGGGUUUCACUUUCUCCUCUUUCUGAGUUGGGUUUUGGGCCUUUUGAGGCAGCAGCAGCUGCGAGUGUCGAUUCUUGAGAUUUCUCUCUCUCUCUCUCUGCCUAUUUCCUUUCGCUUCCUCUUCUGCUUCUGCCAUUUGGGUGUGCUUGUACAGUCAUGCAAGAUUGCUUCUUUAUGCACUCCUUCCCCUGCAUUUCUGGCUGCUGCUCUCUUCUUCUGCUUCAAACCAGUUCUGGUUUUUGAGUUACUGCUCCUCCCUCCAUGGCGUCAUUGGUUGAUGAUGGAGGAGUUGGCCCUUCAACAAAAACCAGCAAGAAAUCAUCGAUUCCAAGAGUCCCCAGUAGCCCUCCUUUGAGCUCCUGCUCAACAUCUCGGUCUCAGCCUUCUAAACAGAUGUCCUCAUACUCUAAUGGUUAUAUGGAUCAUGCGAUGAAGGGUGGUUCUGAUCAAGGAUUCGACGAGCCAUCCCACAAAACUGCUAAACAUUUCUUCAGCUCAAGUAGUAAGGAACAAGAGCCGGACUUCACUAUGCCAUCUUCUACUGUUGAUAAGAAGGAUUCAGUGUUAGUAGUAGAGUCCACUUGUGAUGAUCACGAGACGUCCACUACUACUACUUCAGAUGGCUCAAUCGAAUCUGGAACAGAUUUGGGCAGUGGUCAGAAUAACAACAACCGUGCACCUUUGCCAUCUCGACCUGUUGGAGGCCUUUGUUCGAGCCCUUCGAAUAGCGUCUAUACAGGCACAUUGUACGCAGAGGCGAAACAGAGCUUCACCAACAGUGAAGAAACGAGCACGAACAUCGAGAGCAGGAAGACUAGCAGCAUCUACAGAGCAAGCACGGGUAGUGAUGUCAGUGAUGAAAGCAGCACGAGCAGUUUGAGCAGCAGCACAUUGUACAAACCUCACAAGGCAAAUGGUGAUGUGAGGUGGGAGGCAAUCCAGGCUGUCAGGGCCCAUGUUGGAGGAGCUCUCGAGCUGAAGCACUUUCGAGCUGUGAAGAAGCUCGGGUGUGGGGACAUAGGUAAUGUUUAUCUUUCCGAGUUGACCAGCACCAGGACGUAUUUUGCAAUGAAGGUCAUGGAUAAGUCCUGUUUGGCGGCUCGGAAGAAGCUUCUGAGGGCUCAGACGGAGAGGGAGAUUCUGCAAUCGCUGGAUCAUCCGUUUUUGCCCACUUUGUAUUCUCACUUCGAGACCGAGAAAUGGGCUUGCUUGGUGAUGGAGUUCUGCCCUGGUGGUGACCUCCAUUCCCUAAGGCAAAGACAACCUGGAAAGUUCUUCCCUGAGCAUGCUGCCCGAUUCUAUGUUGCAGAGGUUCUCCUUGCUAUGGAGUACCUGCACAUGCUUGGGAUCAUAUACCGAGACCUGAAGCCUGAGAAUGUCUUAGUACGAGAAGACGGCCACAUCAUGCUCUCAGACUUUGACCUCUCCCUCAGAUGUGCUGUCUGCCCAACUCUCGUCAAAUCGUCUAAACCCAACUCAACCGUCGACUCCAAGAACUCUGGAUACUGUGCUCAGCCGUCCUGCAUCGAGCCCACCUGUGUGAUCCAGCCAGACUGCAUUCAGCCAGCCUGCUUCGGACCACGGUUCAUGUCUAGAAAGAAGAACAAGAACAAGAAGAGCAGCAGCACCAACAGUAACAGCAAGUCGAGGCACGAGGUGAAUCAUCAGGUGAACCCACUCCCAGAGCUGAUGGCGGAGCCCACCAACGCACGAUCCAUGUCGUUUGUGGGGACCCACGAGUACUUAGCACCAGAGAUCAUAAAGGGGGAAGGACAUGGAAGCGCUGUGGAUUGGUGGACUUUUGGGAUAUUUCUGUAUGAGCUGUUGUUUGGUAAGACUCCAUUUAAAGGAGCUGGGAAUAGGGCCACGUUGUUCAAUGUGAUCGGUCAGCCAUUGAAGUUCCCUGAAACUCCCAGUGUGAGCUUUGCUGCUAGGGACUUGAUCAGAGGGCUGCUUGUGAAGGAGCCACAGCACAGGCUUGCUUAUAGACGGGGAGCUACUGAGAUCAAGCAGCAUCCUUUCUUUCAGAGUAUUAACUGGGCACUGAUUCGGUGCACUAGCCCUCCUGAUGUGCCAAGGCAGGCCAUGGCGGACAUAUUGAGAGCAGAGAAGGUGGCUGCAGCGGCGGCUGGUGGUGUGAAUGGAGGAGUUGGUGGUGGGAAUGUGGAUGUGAAGCCCGCAGGUAAUUAUUUGGACAUUGAUUUCUUUUGAGUUGUGCUGUUGUAGAGUUGGGGCUUGUUGCAGCAUCCUCUGAUGCUGCUGAUUGAUGAUGAUCAAUUGUAAUGUGGGUGUCAUUUUCUCAUUGGGGAGAAAAUCAGGCUAUAUGAAAAGGGAAGAGAACCUGUGAAGGAAUGGGGGAAGAUUGUGGGAGGGGGUAGUGAUGGAUGGGUUGAACGUGUAAUCAGCUUUCAUCUCAAUGCAAAACACACAUCCAUUGUGGUUGGAAUUAGGUGUUUGGUUAGGUUUCAGACUGUCACAAAAUGUUCAUCUAUGUGCUCAAUUCAAUCAAUUGGUUCAUGGAAUGAAAUACCAGUGCAAGGUAAUCACCUAUUUAAGCUUUCAUUAACCACAUAUGAGGUCUAAUAUAUCAUUAG